Molecule: messenger RNA, 6326 nt
Organism: Cavia porcellus (domestic guinea pig)
Lineage: Eukaryota; Metazoa; Chordata; Mammalia; Rodentia; Caviidae
Gene: Erbb3
Product: erb-b2 receptor tyrosine kinase 3
Exons: 28
Coding region: 642-4475 (1277 amino acids)
Biological process (GO): positive regulation of kinase activity; cell surface receptor protein tyrosine kinase signaling pathway; protein phosphorylation
Cellular component (GO): basal plasma membrane; signaling receptor complex; plasma membrane
Molecular function (GO): neuregulin binding; neuregulin receptor activity; protein tyrosine kinase activity
Source: RefSeq, a predicted model, not a curated record
ACAUUCCUGGACGCACGCCCCCUUACAGAGCCUCGCUGACCCCCUAAUUAGUCUCCGCUGUUUAAAUUGCUGAGCGGGGACGUAGGUUUUGUGAGGAGGUUGAGGGAGGUGGGGACCUUGGCGGAAGGUGCUCACUGUAUCCCCUGAACCCCACUCUACUCAGGUUUCCCCAACCCCUAGUUUCGUUGUUUUGCCGAUAGGGCGGAGCUGUGGCAGGUCUAGAGUAGGUUGUUGUUUUCUGAUGUUGGAAAAACAGGAGUGGCACCUCCUCUUCCGUGAGUGGGCCUGUCUUGGGGAGGGCAGAAAUUAACCCCAGAGCCAAGUCCAGGGGACAGCAGGGUGAGAGGCCCAAUAAGGGGCUGGCUGUCAGCUUUCCCUCAAAACAAGGCGGGGUGGCCCCAUCCUCUGUUAAGACCCAGGUCAAUUCAACUAAUAUUUAUCGAACAUCUACUACGUACAGGACUUGGAGUCAGGAGCUCCAAAGUGGAAAGGACAUUCAGACUUCAUUUCUCAGUCUUUUCUCACCCCAAUAGGAGGGCCACACAGUGUGCCCUGGGACUCUGAACGGACUGAGUGUGACAGGCGAUGCUGAGAAUCAAUACCAAACACUAUACAAGCUCUAUGAAAGGUGUGAGGUGGUGAUGGGGAACCUGGAAAUUGUUCUCACUGGACACAAUGCGGACCUCUCUUUCUUACAGUGGAUUCGAGAAGUGACAGGCUAUGUCCUCGUGGCCAUGAACGAAUUCUCUACACUCCCCUUGCCUAACCUGCGAGUGGUGCGGGGGACCCAGGUCUACGAUGGGAAGUUUGCCAUCUUUGUCAUGUUGAACUAUAACACCAACUCCAGCCAUGCUCUGCGCCAGCUCCGUUUUACCCAGCUCACAGAGAUCCUGUCAGGGGGUGUUUAUAUUGAGAAGAAUGAUAAACUUUGUCACAUGGACACAAUUGACUGGCGGGAUAUUGUGAGGCACCCAGACGCUGAGAUAGUGGUGCAGGACAAUGGCAGAAGCUGUCCCCCAUGUCACGAGGCCUGCAAGGGACGUUGCUGGGGCCCUGGACCAGAGGACUGCCAAACAUUGACAAAGACUAUCUGUGCCCCUCAAUGUAACGGUCACUGCUUUGGGCCGGACCCCAACCAGUGCUGCCAUGAUGAGUGUGCAGGCGGUUGCUCUGGCCCUCAGGACACCGACUGCUUUGCCUGCCGACACUUCAACGACAGCGGAGCCUGUGUGCCCCUGUGCCCACAGCCUCUUGUGUACAACAAGCUCACUUUCCAGCUCGAACCCAAUCCCCACACCAAAUACCAGUAUGGUGGAGUUUGUGUAGCCAGCUGUCCCCAUAACUUCGUGGUGGAUCAGACAUCCUGUGUCCGGGCAUGUCCUCCUGACAAGAUGGAAGUAAAUAAAAAUGGCAUCAACAUGUGUGAACCUUGUGGAGGGUUGUGUCCUAAAGCCUGUGAAGGGACAGGUGCUGGGAGUCGCUUCCAGACUGUGGACUCGAGCAACAUCGAUGGGUUUGUGAACUGCACCAAGAUCCUGGGCAACCUAGACUUUCUGAUCACUGGACUCAAUGGAGACCCUUGGCACAAGAUCCCUGCCUUAGACCCUGAGAAGCUCAAUGUGUUCCGGACAGUACGGGAGAUCACAGGUUACUUGAACAUCCAGUCCUGGCCUCCACACAUGCACAACUUCAGUGUUUUUUCCAAUCUGACAACCAUUGGGGGCAGAAGUCUCUACAACCGGGGUUUCUCACUAUUGAUAAUGAAGAAUUUGAAUGUUACAUCCCUGGGCCUCCGAUCCCUAAAAGAGAUAAGCGCUGGUCGUAUCUACAUCAGUGCCAAUCGGCAGCUCUGCUACCAUCACUCUCUGAACUGGACCAGGCUGCUUCGGGGGUCUGCAGAAGACAGGCUGGACAUCAAGCAUAAUCGGCCCCGCAGGGACUGUGUGGCAGAGGGCAAAGUGUGUGACCCGCUGUGCUCCUCCGGGGGAUGCUGGGGCCAAGGCCCUGGGCAGUGCUUGUCCUGUCGAAACUACAGCCGAGGGGGUGUCUGUGUGACCCACUGCAACUUUCUGAAUGGGGAGCCUCGUGAGUUUGCCUAUGAAGCUGAAUGCUUUUCCUGCCACCCAGAAUGCCAGCCCAUGGAGGGCAUGGCCACGUGCAAUGGCUCGGGCUCUGAUGCUUGUGUUCAGUGUGCCCAUUUUCGAGACGGGCCCCACUGUGUGAGCAGUUGCCCCCAUGGAGUCCUAGGUGCCAAAGGUCCUAUCUUCAAGUACCCAGAUGUUCGGAAUGAAUGUCGGCCCUGCCAUGAGAACUGCACCCAGGGGUGUAAGGGACCACAGCUACAAGACUGUUUGGGUCAACCACUGGUACUAAUCAGCAAAACCCAUUUGGCAUUGACUGUGACAGUUGGAUUGACAGUGAUUUUACUGGUCCUGGGCAUCACUUUUCUCUAUUGGCGUGGGCGCAGGAUUCAGAAUAAAAGGGCUAUGAGGCGCUACUUGGAACGGGGUGAGAGCUUAGAACCUCUGGAUCCUAGUGAGAAGGCUAACAAAGUCUAUGCCAGAAUCUUCAAAGAGACAGAACUGAGGAAGCUUAAAGUGCUUGGUUCAGGGGUCUUUGGAACAGUGCACAAAGGAGUGUGGAUCCCUGAAGGUGAAUCCAUCAAGAUUCCAGUCUGCAUUAAAGUCAUUGAGGACAAGAGUGGACGGCAGAGUUUUCAAGCUGUGACAGAUCAUAUGCUCGCCAUUGGCAGCUUAGACCAUGCCCAUAUUGUACGGCUGCUAGGACUUUGCCCAGGAUCAUCUCUGCAGCUUGUCACUCAAUACUUGCCUCUGGGUUCCCUAUUGGAUCAUGUGAGACAACACCGCGGGGCACUGGGGCCUCAGCUGCUGCUCAACUGGGGAGUACAAAUUGCCAAGGGUAUGUACUACCUAGAGGAGCACAGUAUGGUGCAUAGGAAUCUGGCUGCCCGAAAUGUGCUGCUUAAGUCACCCAGUCAGGUUCAAGUCGCAGAUUUUGGUGUGGCUGACCUGCUGCCACCUGAUGACAAGCAGCUGCUACACAGUGAGGCCAAGACUCCAAUUAAGUGGAUGGCCCUUGAGAGUAUUCACUUCGGGAAAUACACACACCAGAGUGACGUCUGGAGCUAUGGCGUGACAGUUUGGGAGCUGAUGACCUUUGGGGCAGAGCCCUAUGCUGGGCUGCGACUGGCUGAAGUACCAGACCUGCUGGAGAAGGGGGAGCGGCUGGCACAGCCUCAGAUCUGCACCAUUGAUGUCUACAUGGUCAUGGUCAAGUGUUGGAUGAUUGAUGAGAAUAUUCGUCCGACCUUUAAAGAACUAGCCAAUGAGUUCACCAGGAUGGCCCGUGAUCCACCACGGUAUCUAGUCAUAAGGAGAGACAGUGGGUCUGGAAUACCUCCUGGGGCAGAGCCCUCUACUCUGACAAACAAGGAACUAGAAGAAGUAGAGCUAGAGCCAGAACUGGACCUUGACUCAGACUUGGAGGCAGAGGAAGACAGCCUGGCAACCACGCUAGGUUCUGCCCUCAGCUUAUCAGCUGGAACACUUACCCGGCCACGAGGGAGCCAGAGCCUUUUAAGCCCAUCAUCUGGAUACAUGCCCAUGAACCAAAGUAACCUCGGGGAAGCCCCCCAGGAGUCUGCAGUUUGUGGGGAUAGUGAACGGUGCCCCCGUCCUGUCUCUUUACACCCAGUGCCACGGGCACGCCUGGCAUCAGAAUCAUCAGAGGACCAUGUGACAGGCUGUGACACUGAGCUCCAAGAGAAGGUGUCAAUGUGUAGAAGCCGGAGCCGGAGCCCACGGCCACGCGGAGACAGUGCCUACCAUUCCCAGCGCCAUAGCCUGCUUACUCCUGUCACCCCACUCUCCCCUCCGGGCUUAGAAGAAGAGGAUGUCAACGGUUAUGUCAUGCCAGACACACAUCUUAAAGGCACUUCUUCCUCCCAGGAAGGUACCCUUUCUUCAGUGGGUCUCAGUUCUGUCCUGGGUACUGAAGAAGAAGAUGAAGAUGAAGAGUAUGAAUACAUGAACCGGAGGAGAAGGCAUAGUCUACCUCGUCCCCCUAGGCCUGGUUCCCUCGAGGAGCUGGGUUAUGAGUACAUGGAUGUAGGAUCAGACCUCAGUGCCUCUCUGGGUAGCACACAGAGUUGCCCACUCCAUCCUGUUCCCAUCAUACCCACUGCUGGCACCACUCCUGAUGAGGACUAUGAAUAUAUGAAUCGGCAGCGUGGAAGUGGUACAGGGGGGGAUUAUGCAGCCAUGGGGGCCUGCCCAGCAGCUGAACAAGGCUAUGAAGAGAUGAGAGCUUUCCAGGGGCCUGGACACAAUGCCCCCCAUGUUCGCUAUGCCCGCCUCAAAACUCUACGAAGCUUAGAAGCCACUGACUCGGCCUUUGAUAAUCCUGACUACUGGCAUAGCAGGCUUUUCCCUAAGGCUAAUGCCCAGAGAACAUAACCCCUGUUCCCUGAUAUAUUCGGGAGCAUUUAAUGGCAGCUAGUGUCUAUAGAGGACACUCUUCCCAACUCCCUCUCCCUCAUAGGUCUCAGCCCCAUUUCUCCAGGCCUAGAUAAUUCCAUUCAACCUUUCGAGGCUUUUAAACACUUUUAAAGUGAAAUUCUUACAGAAUAUAGUUAGCUGUGCACUUUCUUCUCUUUCCCAGCCCCAGGAAAAGAGGUUUUGUCUAGUCUGCUAAUCCCACUCCUCAGCUUCCUCACAGGAACUCCCUGGAGAUAUGAAGGAUUAUUUCCCCAGUCUCUCUCUCAGGCACUUACAGGUUAUUUUCCCAUCAGACUGUCUUAAAGAGGAAGAAAUGGGAAAAAGCAAAGGAGAGUUGAAUUCUGGCUUCUGACUUAUAAUCCCCUGGAAAGCACAAAUUUUGUGGAAGAAAGAGGGUAGCUAUUGAUUACUAUUUAUUGAGCACUUAACCAAGAGCCAGGUAUCAUGCUAAAUCUCUCCUAUACUGCUUCACAUAACUCUUUAUAAUCUACAUAAGUUUGUGAGGUAGACAUCUCAUUUUAUAGACAGUGGCCCUCAGGUGUUAAGAUAUUCUGUAAAUGUCUGAACCUGGGGAUAUUACUGAACUAUAUAAUGUAUUUUCCUUCAGUGAAGUACUUACGCAUUGUCCAUAACUUGCAGUUUGAAAUCCAGCAACAAAAUUAGGACUGGUACCUGUUUCCAUUUUCACAGAACUGUUCUUAUCAUAGAUGCUAGCAACCUCAGCAUAUGAUUUUUUUCUUUAUUAAGAAUAGUCACUUUUUCAUUUAAAGGAAGUCCUUUAUGAUUUUUCUUUGACAUGUCUGAAUUGCCAGUACCACAACUCUUGCACUGUGUGGCCAUUCUUAAGUAAAAGCAGUGUACCUGGAUACAAAUACUGUGACACCACAGCAGCCUGAUGACACCUGAGAAGGCUACUAAUGGGCAGGUGGAUACACUGGGCAAAGAGUUAAUUCCCCUGAGCAGGACAGAACAGGAUGGUGUGCAAUUUCAUCAUGCUAUUCUGAAUAGGAUGCUACUUAAACUUCUGAAUUAUUUCUUCAAUUUUCCAUUUAAUAUUUCCAGACUGGAGAGCCUGGAGUUUAGCUCAACAGGGUAAGUGCCUGCUUGGCAAACUCAAGGUCAUGAGUUUGAUCCCUGGCACCAAAAAAAAAAAAAAAUUUUUUUUCAGACUGUAGUUGCCACAAGUAACUCAAACUGCAGAAAGCAAAUCACUGAGAAGAGACCCAGGGAUACAACUCAGCAGCACAGCACUUGUCUGACAAGUGUAAGGUCCUAAGUUUGAUUCCUGGUACCAAAAAAAAAAAUCACUGAAAACCGUGGGGGUGGGGGGGACUAAGCCUGAAGAAAUUAAGUCCCAGGUCCAUAAUUUAAAAUCUCCCUAAUUCCAAAGCAUUUGCUCUUACUAUAACCUGUCAAGACAACUUGAUACAAAUCAUAGCCCAUGUAAGGGACAUUGUUUUCUUGUUUUUGCACUGAAUCAAGCUGAACUCCAACAGCCACAUCCUCCUCCUACACCCAGACUUCUCAGAUAGUGGUGGAGGAGUGGUUAGAAAAAAACGUCUUUGUGUAAACCAUAGUUCAUAUGUGCUGUCUCCGUGAUCUCUACUCUAUAAGUAGAUUCACUAAGGUUCCAAAGACCUACUUUUAGGAGCUACUGUAUUUUCAUCCAAAAAUGAGAAGCUUCCAGGUAGGUUAGGAAGAGGACUGGUCUUCAGACCUCUGUUCUCUUGGAUUGAAGGAGGGGGAGAUGUCCUAUGAUUGAAUGUUUUUGUUUUUAUACAUGCCUGAAUAAAAAUGCCAGUUUUUCAA